AUGGCACAUGUGUUGCUUGAUAUUGUGAAGUUGGGAAUCGAGUAUGGGAAUAGGGAUAAGGAUUUGGCCGAGAUGAAGGGGGAGAAGGAGAAGGAACAUAGGGAGUGGAUGGAGAGGUGGAAGAAGAGUUUGAUUGUUAAUUUGGCAUAUGCGCCUUUGACUAUGCAUUGGAGUACAGAGGGGGGUCUGGUGACGGAAUUUUGGGUUGGAUUGUUGGGAACUGUGGCUGGAGGAACGAGUUUGAGAUAUUUGUGGAAAAAUACUCAGUAG
Sclerotinia sclerotiorum 1980 UF-70 is the source of this 270-nucleotide messenger RNA. RefSeq lists its product as hypothetical. The record is from RefSeq and is a predicted model, not a curated record. Bases 1 to 270 code for a protein of 89 amino acids. NCBI's taxonomy places the organism in Eukaryota, Fungi, Ascomycota, Leotiomycetes, Helotiales, Sclerotiniaceae. The transcript has a single exon.